CCCCCACCUGUGCCCAGCAGUGCCCCCACCUGUGCCCAGCAGUGCCCCCACCUGUGCCACUCUGCAGUGCCACCUACCUGUGCCCAGAAGUGCCACCUACAUGUGCCCAGCAGUGCCACCCACCUGUGCCCACCCACCAGUGCCACCCACCAGUGUAGCCCAGCAGUACUGCCAGUCAGUGCCACCAGUCAGUGCCCAGGGGUUGUGCCAGUCAGUGCCGCCAGUCAGUGCCCAGAAGUGAUGCCAGUCAGUGCCGUCUAUCAGUACCCAUCAUCAGUGUCACCUAUCAGUGCCGCCUAUCAGUGCUGCCUAUCCGUGCCACCUCAUUAGUACUGCCUAUCAGUGCCCUUUAG
Molecule: messenger RNA, 353 nt
Organism: Staurois parvus
Lineage: Eukaryota; Metazoa; Chordata; Amphibia; Anura; Ranidae
Source: the annotation of a GenBank genome assembly